CCAAGACUUAUGAGCUAACUAAGUAGAAAUCAAUUUAACCAUAAUAAAAAACCCAAUUUGUGACUUGGUUUUUCCUUUGACAACCUUGUAGUUGGAUUUUUCGAAAUACGUGGAGAAGUCCAAUUAAGAUUAUCUAGCUCGUAAUGGAUGGAAACUUAUGCAUGUAUUAGACUACUAAUUAAAUGGGAACAUUACAUAUAAUAUUAGUUUAAUUAAUGGUAACACAAUCAAGAACUAGGUCAGUGUGCAUAUUGCAUACACCUACAUGUGAACAAUAAUAUAUGAUAUAAUAUUUUGGGUCAUUUUGGAAUGUAGCAACUAGCAAGAGGACACGAGGGAAAUCGUGCAUUGUCUAUUUGAUCAUCAAACGGCAAAACACAUAUUUGGUAUAUGUGCUAUAUUUUUUUUUAAUACCUUAGUUUGGUCCGAACUAUAGACAAACUUUUGACUUUGGCCCGUGGUAUCGGAAAUUGCUAUUCUGGCAUAAACUAUGUAGCAUACUUCCUUAUUUGGCCCAGAGACGGGUUUGACCGUCAAAUUAGACGGUCAACCGAGUUGACCGUUAGUCAAGCUCCACCUCACUUGCCACGUCAGCUAUCAGGGAAUAAUUUUUUUUUAAUUUCUGAUUUUUUUAGUUUUUAAUAAUAAAAAUAUUAUACCAAAAAAAUUAAAUAAAGACACCCAAAAAAAUUAAUUGGAAGAGGGGCUGGGAUAAUUUGGGACCUCUUUUAAUUAAUUUUUUUUGUUCUUUAAUUAAUUUUUUUAGUUUUAUUGUUUUUAUUAUUAGAAAGUAAACAAAAUAAAAAAAAAAAAUUUUAUUCUCUGAUAGCUGACGUGGCAAGUGAGGUGGACCUUGACUAACGGUCAACUUGAUUGACCGUCUAAUUUGACGGUUAAACCCGCCUUCGGGCCAAAUAAGGAAGUAUGCUACAUAGUUUAGAUCAGAAUAACAAUUUCCGAUACCACGGGCCAAAGUAGAAAGUUUGUCUAUAGUUCGGGCCAAAUUAAAGUAUUAACUUUUUUUUUUUAUGAACAUAUGUAAUAUAUUAUUUUAACGUUUGCAUGUAAAUGUAUGAAUGCAAUGCCUGCCUUAGGUUUUGGUAAACUACAUUAUAAAUCAAUUUUGGUAGAACUUUAAAUAAAUAAACGUACUACAGAUAGAUGAUGGAGGUAACUAAACAGCUGAUACAAAUCAAAUUUGUUACUCGACCCAGUAUCACCAACCCACAUUGUCAUAAACCAGUCUAGCCUCAUGCUUCCCUUUAAGUGGUAAAAUGUACGAGUUGACGCAUUGAAAUCUCAGUUAAAUUUUGACGAAAAUGCAUAGCAUGACUACUGACUAAUUAUGGUUAUCGAUAAGAUUAAUUCGCGGUAGGCUAGUGGCGACAAUUUUACCUGCAAUAUGAGGAGUGGAUGAGCUUGCAAAUGGAUCGAAAUCUGCCUCCGCACCUCGAACCAUGAUCUGCUGCUGGCUAGGGGGUUCAGAUUUCCUGAUGUGGUGGACCCGAUGGUCGUUGAACUUCUGACCCUUCGGGAGGCUAUUGGCUGGUGUUUGGGACUUGGGUUUGCGAUGGUUAGGUUUGAAGGAGAUGCCAAGGUGGUUAUCGAUAAGAUUAAUUCGCGGCAGGCUAGUGAUAACCGGGUGGGGGCUAUUCUAGAAGAAGUUUUACACCACUUUGAUUCUCAUCCGGGGUUGGGUGUACGGUUUGUAGGUCGGAAUAACAAUAGGGUAGCCCACAGGGUGGCUAGGAAGACCCUUUCUUUGUCUCCGACUAUGAGUCGUGUUUUUUAUUUCCAGGCCUGGCUGGGAACCAGGAUGUAAUUAUCUUUUCUUGAAUCAAUAUAUGAUUAUCUUUUGUCAAAAAAAAAAAAAGACUACUGACUAAUUAUAUCAAUAGAAUUAUUAUUUGAAAAUUUGAUAACCAUUUCUUUUGAAAAAUAAAAAUUCAAAUACCAAAUUUGGCAGUCAUCCAAUCUUUUAGGGGUGGGCAACAGGAAACAGGUAUUUGGGUAUACCCGUACCCGUCCUGUUUUUUUAGGGUUACGAGUAUCCAAAUACCUGUAAUAUUUUUUAUGGGAUGGAAUUUGGGAUCAAGAAUUGAUAUUUUGGGUACCCACGUGUUACCCGUUUGAGUAUUAAUGGGUAUCCGUUAUACCCGUUUGUCCAAAAUUAUUGCAAUAUAGUUGCAAGUGAUUGUGCUGCUCGUCGGCAUUACUUCAAGCAAUAAAACCAUAAUUGUCAGAAGCCCAAUCAACAAGGAAUGAAAGCAAUGAUUACCCAAUUAUAUAUAGUGAUUAAGCUAAUUUUGCAUGGCCCAACAUGUAAUCAUUCCGCAACUAACUUUGUAUUUGUAUUGUAUGUGACAUUUUAGACGUAAUAGGUGAAGUCAUGACAAUACUAUGUAGUUGCAGAAUAAUAGAUGAGAUUCUCUGGGCUUUUUUGUGUUGCUGUUUUGGUUUGUGUGGAGAAGAAAUGAUCUGUUUUGGAGCAGGUCGGAUUCCCCCGUAGGCGGGGCGGGCAUGGGUACCUCUUAUCGACCCGACCUGUCCUGACCCACCCCAUUCUCGACCCGUAAUUGUCUAAAUUACAUGUAAAUUUAGUAAAAUUACUUAGGACUUUCCUUUUAUUACAUUAGAUUUUAGCUAUAUUAAAGCUGUAAAUAAGUGAAAACAUCAAUUUCUUAAAUACUUCAACCACAUUUUAUCAUAUUAUGGUUUUUUUUGUUGUCUUCUAAUGAAAAUAACGAAUAGUUCUAAUGUUUUUCACUUAAAUUACGUACCCAUUGGGUCGAUCUGCCACGACCCGCGCUCCGUGAUAAAUUACCCGACCUGAACCCGACCUGCCAUGGGGCGAGUAUGGGUAUCGAGAAACCCGCCCCGGACCUGCCUAUUGCCAUUCCUAGUUUUUUUCCCGGCCCAUACUCCUCAGUCCUCACUAGGGUUGUUAAUAAAUUUCCAAGCUCGAGCUCGGCUCGUGUUCAUCACGAGCUUCAAUAUGCAAGUUCGAGCUCGGCUCGUUUAUGAAAUGAAAGCUCGAGCUCGGUUCGAGCUCGGCUUGUCAAAUAAGGUUAACGAGCCCAAAAUCGAGUAGCUUAUAAAAUAUUCAUAAUAGCUCAAGAUUUACCUAAAACUUGGCACAAAAUUACAUUCAAACCUAUAGCAAAGUCUAGCAAAAUAAAACACAAUAUUUUUCCCAAUUUCAAUACAUAAAAUCCAUGAAUUCUAAUCCUUUAUUAUGCCAAAACGUUAAAUGAGCUUGUUCAUGAGCUUUCGAGCUGAACAUGGUAUGGCUUGAGUUCGGAUCGUUUAGUUAACGAGCUUGUUAGCGAGCCGACUUGAUUAAGACGAAUCGAGUUUUGAACGAGUUUUUCUCGAGUCGAACGCCGAAUCGUUCAUGAGCGGCUUGGUUCAUUAACAGCUCUAGUCCUCACCCUUUCUCAUUUCCCAAAACCACCCCCAAACUCUCUGACGCUAUUCUCUUCAGUCCUUCUCCGCCUUACCAAUUUCUCUUACAUACUCAAACUCUUUCUUUAAUACAAUGCACACUUUUUG
This is a messenger RNA of Linum trigynum, 3552 nucleotides long. The record is from the annotation of a GenBank genome assembly. Lineage: Eukaryota; Viridiplantae; Streptophyta; Magnoliopsida; Malpighiales; Linaceae.